UCACCUCGCACAAAUACCCAAUCCCAACCCCAACAAAACUUCCAAGACUGAACUUCAGGGGACUCGGCGGCGCCCACCUCUCUUGGCUCAUUGUGGUGUACAAUUCUCAUUUGACAAUUUCAAACUAAAAGUAAAAUCAAAUAUGAGAGUUGUUGUCGGUAGUUGUAUCUCGCUCUCCCCUAUCGCCGCCCUUCGGAAGCCUGCUUACCGCCAUAGCUUUCGACCUUCCGAAACCCUAGUUCCGUCUUCCCUUUCAACGGCUCCUCUUCCUCGUUCAACAUUCUCCCGAUUCUCGACCACCGCUUCUAUUUCGGCACCGGAAUCGAUGUCUCCGGAGCCCAAACAGCCUCGGAAGCCGUGGCUCAUCGUUGGUCUUGGAAACCCCGGCAAGAAGUUCAACGGAACUCGCCAUAAUGUUGGUUUUGAAUUGGUAGAUGCUGUUGCUGAAGCUGAAGGGAUAUGUGUUACCAGUGUUUCUUUCAAAGCUCUUCUUGGCAAAGGUUAUAUUGAAGAUGUUCCAGUUAUGAUUGCCAAACCGCAAACUUUCAUGAAUGCAAGCGGUGAGUCUGUUGGAGCCAUAGCCUCAUAUUACAAGAUUCCACUGAAGCAAGUACUUGUGAUCUAUGAUGAUCUAGAUUUGCCUUUUGCCAAAAUGAAAUUGUUGCCAAAGGGUGGACAUGGAGGGCACAAUGGGAUGAGGAGUAUCAUUGAUCAUUUUCAAGGGAGUCGCGACUUUCCUCGUUUGAGAAUUGGUAUUGGGCGACCUCCUGGGAAAAUGGAUGCUGUCAACUUUGUUCUUCGACCGUUCAAUAAACAAGAACGUGAAGAGUUAAAUUUUACAUUCCAAGAUGGAAUAGAAGCAAUUCGGAUCCUUCUUCUUCAGGGCUUCAAUAAAAGUGCAACAUUUGUUAAUAGUGCCAAACCCUUGAAACAACUUGGUUAAUUGGACAUAUGAUAAUACUGUAAACCUUAUAUUCAUGCUAAAGCCUAAAUGAUUAAAUCCUACACAGAUUCAAUGAUUUUUUGAGACCAGGUUUGACUGUUACUACGAAACUGGAGAUUAAUUUCAAACGCCAAUUCAUUCAAGGAGCUGCAGCAAAAAUUUUUGUCCAACUUUCUCUUUUAUAGAAUUAUUAAAGGCAAUUUGUAAUGUAACAUAAAUUCUUUAUUUUAAAGUGUAUUUAAUUGUUUUCAAUACUAAUAUUUGGAGUCUCUA
Messenger RNA from Cannabis sativa, 1216 nucleotides. RefSeq names its product peptidyl-tRNA hydrolase, chloroplastic-like. NCBI's taxonomy places the organism in Eukaryota, Viridiplantae, Streptophyta, Magnoliopsida, Rosales, Cannabaceae. Gene Ontology annotation, molecular function: peptidyl-tRNA hydrolase activity. The transcript is spliced from 8 exons. The record is from RefSeq and is a predicted model, not a curated record. Bases 143 to 943 code for a protein of 266 amino acids.